Molecule: messenger RNA, 2638 nt
Organism: Tachysurus vachellii
Lineage: Eukaryota; Metazoa; Chordata; Actinopteri; Siluriformes; Bagridae
Gene: prss35
Product: serine protease 35
Exons: 2
Coding region: 213-1433 (406 amino acids)
Biological process (GO): proteolysis
Molecular function (GO): serine-type endopeptidase activity
Source: RefSeq, a predicted model, not a curated record
AUCAAGUGCACCCCAAACACUCAAACACACUCCCACUGCGCACCACAUACACACACACACCCGGUGCAUGCUGCAGACUGGAUUGUCCAUUGUUGUUCAGAUCUUUACCAUGAAAUAAAGCAGGACUUUCUUCUGGAAUAAAGCAGCAGCUGUUUGGAGAUCUUCUCCUCCAUCAGGCUCUAUGAUCUAACAGGUGUGUUUCUGUAUAAGAGAUGGGACCCGUACCCCUGAGUCUCCUGCUCUCUGUACUGUUCCUGCUGUGUAUCUCUCCAGCUCUGAGCUCAGGUGAGGAUGACUACACCUGGCCACAGAGGAAGAUGCCGCUCGUGCUCGACAAACGCACAGUGCGUCUGAGCGCCUCGAGCUUCUCGUCUGAGCAUCAGUCAGAGCUGAACGGCACGUGUGGGAUCGAAUGUCAGCGUGAGUUUCCGGAGCCGAGCUUGGAGGCUCUCCAGGAGAUGCUUUCUUACGAAACCAUGUACGAGAACGGCACACGCACACUCACGUCUGUCAUGCUGCAGGAGGUCAUGGCCGAGAACACGUCUUCAUCCUCCACAUCCCGGCGUAAGCGUGAAGUCUACGGCCCGGACACACGCUUCACCAUCUCCGACAAGCAGUACUCGAUGAAGUAUCCGUUCUCCACCGCCGUGAAGAUUUCCACCGGCUGCACUGGUGUGCUUGUGUCACCCAAACACGUACUGACCGCAGCUCACUGCAUCCACGACGGCACGGAUUACAUCAAAGGGGCAGAGAAGUUAAGCGUGGGAGUUCUGCGUGACAAGAAGAAGGGAGGAAAGAGAAGACGUGGGAAGGGCAGAAAGGAGGAGGGUGAGGCAGAGAAAGUGGAAACGGAGAUGGGGGGAAAGAAACGAGAGCGAAAGUCUAAAGGUCGGAAGAGUCGGAACAAGCGGAGCGCGGAGUCUGGAAAGCCAACAUUUCGCUGGACGCGCGUGAAGAAGACACAGAUCCCCAAAGGCUGGUUUAAAGGCGUUUCAGACAGUGCAGAGGCUGAUUACGAUUACGCCGUGCUCGAGCUGAAGAAGGCACAGAAGGUGCACCACAUGGAGCUCGGCAUCAUCCUGUCUGUAAAAAAGCUUCCCGCUUCACGCAUCCACUUCUCAGGGUUCGAUGACGACCGGCCCGGGAACCUGGUGUACCGGUUCUGCUCCGUUUCAGACGAGUCCAACGACCUCAUGUACCAGCAGUGUGACGCGAAGCCCGGAGCGAGCGGUGCCGGUGUGUACGUGCGUCUGAAGGAGCCGGGGAAGAGGAAGUGGAAGCGGAAGGUCAUCGGCGUGUUUACGGGGCAUCAGUGGGUGCAGGUGAACGGCCAGCAGCAGGAUUAUAAUGUAGCUGUGAGAAUCACACCGGUGAAAUUCGCACAGAUCUGUUCCUGGGUACACGGAGACUCCAGCAUGUGCCAAAACACCUAAUGGAAUUAAACUACCCUGCCUUUUACCCCAUUAACCCCAACCCCCUGCUCUCACACUUUAUAACCUUGGAGUUAUCCAAACAGUGUGAAGAAGUUUAGCAGUUUACACUUAUUUUCAAAACUCCUUCUGCACCUCCCAUACCACGUCUACCCUGUCCAUAACCCCCUCUGCCCCUCCAUUAGCCCAUCUGCCCCUUCUCCUUCCCCAUCUGCCCCUCUCUUACCCUAUCUGCCCCACCCAUUACCCUGUCUGCCCCUCCCUUACCCCAUCUGCCCCCCUUUCUUACCCUAUUUUUUUUCACAUCAGCUGCACUCAUCUUUUUCCCUUGUCUUCUGAACCCAUUUCUUUAACCAUUUCUGUUCUUUAUAAAAUUAUUCCCAAAAAAAGCGUUUUAAAUCCAGGCGAGAAAAAGGUCAGCAUUAAUGUAUUUUUUUUUUAUAAUGAAUUAUUGUAUUGUUAUUAUUUUAAUCAUCCUAAAGUCUCAGGGCUCCAGUCAGACCCUGUACUUCCUUCUGCACCGAACAUUCAUCACUGUAACACAAACAGCUCAUAAACAUCAUUUAUUUUUAGUUUAAAACAAACCUGCUAAAAAGUUGUUGUUUCAGGAUUCACUUGAUUUAAAACAGCUUUGAAAAAUUAAAGUAAAACAAUUGUUAUUUUUCGCAAGUCAUCCGUUGCUUUUAAGCAAAUUUGGUAGUUUAUGACUCAGAAAAAUUUUUUUUCUCAGAGAAGAUUUGGUAUUUUAUUGGUGAUUUCUAUAUUGUGUUUUUUUUUAAAAAAUGUUUCCUAAUUUGCUCAGUGUUCUGAUGGUGUUUCGGUCAUUGCUGUAACCUGCUAAGUUUUGAUGUAAGUUUUGUUGACGUCGUCCUGGUGAAUGUCGUGUUAUAAACUGAUGCAGACGCUCACAUCGACGUUUUGGUGCUAAUUUAAUGUUUGAUGUUCAACUUAUUGUUUUCAGGCUCGUCAGAGUGUUAUUGAGUAAUGUACUGUAGAAUUAUAGAAAUCUUUAGUCUGCUAAAUUUAAUGUUAACAUUGCAGAAGAUUAUUUAAAUUCCAUUGCCGCUGGGCAUUUUGUUGUUGUUAUAACGAGAGUAAAAGACGUAAAUAAUGGAGGAGUAAAUCAGGAGCGUUGCUGUAAAUUCAGAUUUUCCAAAAUGUGUUGGAUUUUUUUUUAAAGACCAAAUAAAUUAUGAUUCAUACAAAAA